UGUUUUUCUUAUGAGCUUUUUAGAAAAAUAAACCUUUGUUUACCGGAAUUCCAGUUCCGGUUAUUUGGCCAGGAUGCAUCAGGCCUACAGUGUUCACUCGAUCCUUAAGCAGGGAGUUCAGAUUGAAUCGAUAGCGGCUUAUGGCAACCAUGUCAUCUUGGGCACCCGCAGCGGACAGCUUAUCAUGUACUCCGUUGACGAAGAGACCGGAGUGGAUAUGCGGAUGUUUAAUAAGAACUUUAGCCGGAAACCGAUAACCCAAAUGGAGGUGAUUGCGUCUGAGAACCUGCUUUUUGUUCUCACCGACAACCAGAUUCAAGUGUGCGACAUCCGAAGGAUUGAGAGUAACUUUGCAUUCAUGCACAGUGCCCAGGACACAAAAGGCUGCACUCUGUUCACUAUGGACGUAGACACUCCAAAAUCCACCACAGGACGUGUGGCCACCUUCAUUCGAGUGUGCUGCGCCAUCCGCCGGCGUUUGGUAUUCUUCUUCUGGAAGGAGGACAAGUUGAAUUCCCUUGAACUGAGCAUUGACCUUAGCGAUGUGCCUCGGACAUUGUGUUGGGUGGGUCAUGCUGUUUGUGUGGGCUACAAAGAUGAAUAUGUGGUUUACGAUAUAUCCGGAAAAACACCAAAGAAGCACGAUCUUUUUCUUACCUCUUCCACUAUCAGCAGAGAUCCCUGCAUCUGCCUUAUCCGAAACAACUUGCUGGGCAUUUCCAAGGACAGCUACCUUGUGGUAGUAGAUCCCAGUCAGUACAAGGAGCCUGAUGGCAAAAAUACCUCCACAGAUAUGAGAACGGGUGGCAUGGAGAGUAAGAGUUCCUUCACUCCUCUGUUGUGGUCAACUCCCUUGCUUGAUUUAGUCUGGGAUGAGCCAUAUGCCGUUGGUCGGGUCAACAAUGCUAUCGAGGUGCGUAGCCUGGUAGGUAAAGACACCCUAGUUCAGACAAUUCCUGAACUGCAGAAGACAAAAUUCCUGGUUCAUGCCGACAAGGGAACAAUCUUUGCUGCUGCCACCUCGGAGCUCUGGUGUAUCCGUAUGGUGGAAAUCCCAAUUCAGCGCCAGCAGUUGUUGCAGCAAAAAAGAUUCCAACUAGCCAUAGAACUGACGGAAAUUUCCGAUGAGCCAGAAGCAGAGCGAGUACAAACUAUUCGCCAGAUACACAUGCUCUACGCCAAGGAACUCUUCACCAACAAGGAAUUCUCGGCGGCCAUGAAAGAGUUUGAAAAAGCAGCCAUAGACCCCUAUGAUGUAAUAAGACUGUUUCCUAACUUGGUCCCUGAGCCUAAGGCUGGAAGCGAUGACAUCGCUGUGCCUACUUCCAGUGCCCCACCGCUGGAAGAUAGCGACUUGGAGAACGCAUAUUUAGCAUUGAUUGAGUACCUAGCUUUAGCCCGUCAGCGAGAGGUGGUCAAGCUGCGCGACACCAAGAAUAGUUCAAAGUCCCUGCUGGAGAUUAUAGAUACGACGUUGCUGAAGUGCUAUUUGCAGACGAACGAUUCUCUGGUGGCCCCGCUCCUCCGGCUUAACCAGUGCCACCUGGAGGAAUCGGAGAAGACGCUGAAGAAACACAAUAAGAUUUCAGAACUAAUCAUUCUCUAUCAAAUGAAGGGCAAGCAUAAAAAUGCCCUUAACUUGCUCCGCGAGCAGGCGAGUAUCGAAGGGUCGGUGCUCCAGGGCUGCAAGCGAACAAUACGCUAUCUGCAGGAGCUGGGCGGAGAUCAUCUUCCGCUUAUAUUUGAGUUCGCUGAUUGGGUCUUGAAAGAUUAUCCCGAAGAAGGUCUGACCAUAUUUACAGACACACUUAUCGAGGUGGAGUCUCUGCCACGCGCUAAAGUUCUGGACUUUCUGAUCAGUAAGCACAAAGCACUGGUCAUUCCCUAUUUAGAGCAUAUGAUAACUGAGUGGAAAGACAAAAACACUCUGCUGCACAAUGUGCUCCUCAAACAGUAUCGCGAACAGGUACAGCGUCUUCUUGCCCAGCAGGAAAAAGGAGAGGAAGUCCCCGAUUUGAUUCCGAUGCGGGCUAAGAUGUACAAGAUGCUGGACGAGUCCAAUGAUUAUUCGCCAGAUCGUGUACUAGAAGAAUUCCCCACCAAUAUGCUGCUGGAGGAGCGAGCCCUUAUUCUGGGGCGGCUCAAGAAGCACGAUAAAGUGCUGUCGAUCUAUAUUAAUGUUUUGGGCGAUGUGGCCAAGGCAGUUUCGUAUGCGGAAGCAAAUUACAAGGAUGAUGAGAAUGUAUUCCACACACUUAUAAAGUGCAUAUUGAUCCCACCAACUGAGCCGCCCUACGAAGGCGUUUCUUUGCAUCCAGAUUUCGUUCAAGUGAAUGUGGAUGUGGCCCUGGAAAUACUAAACACCCACGCCACUAAAAUCGAUCCGUUCGAAAUCUUUCAGUACCUUCCUGAUGACCUGCCUAUGCCCAAGUUGGAAAAAUAUCUAGAUAAAUCGAUACGUGCGAAAAUGGCCAAAAAGCAUCAAUUGCAGAUGAUGUGCGGCCUCCUAGAGGCGGAGUCUAACCGCUUAGAUGCUGAGUUAGAGAAGCAACGGAACAUUAGCUUCGAGAUAAACGAGUUCAGCGUUUGUGCAGAAUGCAAGAAGCGCUUUCCCAGUCAGUCUGCCUUUGUGCGCUACCCAAACGGAGAGAUAGUGCACCUAUCAUGCCAUGAUCGUAUCGCCAAGGCGGCUGGUGAUCAAUAAAUAUAAUGUGUGAUAACUGAUCAAAGUAUAAAGUGAGAAUUAUAUGUAUAAUUAUUAUUAACGAUUAUCUAGCUAGGCUUGUAUAAAAGACGCAAAAACCA
This is a messenger RNA of Drosophila eugracilis, 2805 nucleotides long. It is a transcript of the gene Vps39, whose product is annotated as vam6/Vps39-like protein. NCBI's taxonomy places the organism in Eukaryota, Metazoa, Arthropoda, Insecta, Diptera, Drosophilidae. The coding region runs from base 74 to 2704 and encodes 876 amino acids. Gene Ontology annotation, cellular component: membrane; cytoplasm. Gene Ontology annotation, biological process: intracellular protein transport; vesicle-mediated transport; autophagy. The transcript has 7 exons. The record is from RefSeq and is a predicted model, not a curated record. Gene Ontology annotation, molecular function: protein binding.